This is a messenger RNA of Humulus lupulus (European hop), 639 nucleotides long. RefSeq names its product zinc finger CCCH domain-containing protein 30-like. NCBI's taxonomy places the organism in Eukaryota, Viridiplantae, Streptophyta, Magnoliopsida, Rosales, Cannabaceae. Bases 1 to 639 code for a protein of 212 amino acids. The record is from RefSeq and is a predicted model, not a curated record. The transcript is spliced from 4 exons.
AUGGAUAUAAGCGUGAAUGAGAUGAGGGUGAAGAUGUUCAACACUAAGGAUUAUCCGACCAAAGUUGAUAUGAAAUAUAGAGAAAAAACACAGAGAAAAUCCAUGUGGGGGAUGAUGAAUUCAAACACAACAAGAUCUAAUAAUAAUAAUGAUUUGCCUCCUGGAUUUGAACAUGGUAUUCCUGUAACUCAAACAGGAAUGAAAACUUCAUAUGUUUUUUCUCAAACUCAAUGGAAAUGCCCUCUUAAGAUUAUGUUAAGUCCUUCUUGGAGAGUUGUUUCUGGUGAGGAGAGUGAAGAAGUCAAGCAUCAAAAAUUGAGAGAGACAAGAGUGUUUAAAGCAAUUUAUCCAAGACUUUCUUCAAUUCCUUCAAACCCUAGUGUUUUUCCUGAGGUGAAAAAUGGGUACUAUGAUGAUGGUCGAACUCCACUUGUCCCAUUAAUUCCCAUUGAAGAAGAAUCAGCAAAAUUAUUAUCAGAAAAUUUUAUAGACUUGGAUUUACUCAUUAAAAUUCUUAGCAGUCCAAAAAUGAUUAACAACUUGAUGAAAUUGAACAACUUUAAUAAUAAUGUUCCAACACAAUGGGGUAUUGCUGAAGAAAUAGAGACUACUAGUGCCAAGCGAAUUAAACUGUAUUAA